Monomorium pharaonis (pharaoh ant) is the source of this 729-nucleotide messenger RNA. Its product is annotated as MICOS complex subunit MIC13. Bases 140 to 541 code for a protein of 133 amino acids. The record is from RefSeq and is a predicted model, not a curated record. The transcript has 3 exons. NCBI's taxonomy places the organism in Eukaryota, Metazoa, Arthropoda, Insecta, Hymenoptera, Formicidae. Gene Ontology annotation, cellular component: mitochondrial crista junction; MICOS complex. Gene Ontology annotation, biological process: cristae formation.
GAUGGCACUAGUAAACAAAUUGGCUCUGACUCCGGCGGGCUUUACGUAAGUCAACGUAAGUCUCUUGACAGACGGCGAAUUCAAUUGGAGGUGUUUUCGGAUCGAGUUCACCUUUGUCGAAGUGAUUUCCGAUUGAAUAAUGGGCAUCGUGCGGUUAGUACAUUCACUGAGGAGUAGGGAAAACACACUGUCACGAUUCGCCAUCAAGGCCACCCUCGUAGGCGGUGUCGUCUACUACAGCAUUCAGCAGGGUCUGUGGUCCAAGUCCGAGGACAGCGUACAGCUGUACGGCAGACUCUACAACAAUGUCGCGCCUUACGUCAAGGACAACAUCCCUAAGGAGAUCAUCAACGAGCUACCACCAUUGCCAAGUACCAAUGACAUCUCCAACUCCAUCAAGUCGUCAUGGAAUAAGGGAAUCAUAGCGAGUAUGAAAUUCUUAUCUGAAACUCCAACCUAUGUGACCAAUGGCGUGCAGAGCAUUUCGGAAACUAUGCAGAAUUAUAUCGAACAACAAAGUGUAUCAGAAAAAAAUCAAUAGCGUUUUCUGAUUCUAUAUUGUGGAUUUUAGGUGAUUUAGAAACAUAUUAUCAUUGAGUAUCAUUGAACUAUUACUAGCUUCACUCCUAUUAUGUUAAUUUAAAUAUCUAUACACUAUAUUAAUAGCUCUUUAUUGAGAGUUUUUCUUAUUAACUUAUUAUAUGUUCAAUAAAUAUAUUUGUUACAGAA